UAUUGAAAAAGUCCUUCAAUAUUAUAGAGUUCACAUUUUUGUAUAUAUAUAGGAACCUUUGUUCUUGCCAGUUGAUAUAUUCUUCUUCUUCUCAACUGCACCAUCUAUACCUGGUCCAAGCAAGAAUAGUAUUUUACUUUUGUUUUACAGCUACACAAUGGGGUUUAGAGAAGUUUGGAUGUUCUUGUCAAUAAUGCUUGCAAUUGCAACUGCUGCUGUGGAUCAACAAACAUACAUAAUUCACAUGGACACGACAAAGAUGACAACCACCAACCCAGAACAAUGGUACACAGCCAUGAUUGACUCACUCAAUGAACUCCCAUCUCUCGACGACGAAAACAAAGAAGAAGCAUCAGACACUGCCGAGAUUCUCUACGUCUACAAAACUGCCCUUUCAGGUUUUGCUGCGAAGCUCUCCAGAAAAAAACUUGAUUCUUUAAGCAAAAUUCCAGGCUUUCUAGCAGCCACUCCAAAUGAACUACUACAGCUUCACACCACUCACUCCCCUCAGUUUCUUGGCCUAGAAAGAGACCAUGGCCUUUGGAAUUCUUCAAACUUAGCUUCUGAUAUAAUUAUUGGUUUGCUUGACACUGGCAUUUGGCCUGAGCAUAUAAGUUUUCAAGACAAGGGUCUGUCCCCUGUGCCCUCAAAAUGGAAAGGCAUUUGUCAAGCAGGCCCAAAGUUCUCACCUUCAAAUUGUAACAAAAAGCUCAUUGGAGCAAGUGCCUAUAUUAAAGGCUACGAGGCCAUCGUUGGUACAUUGAACGAAACAGGGACGUUCCGAUCGCCCCGGGACUCGGAUGGGCACGGGACACACACAGCUUCGACUGCUGCUGGAAGUAUGGUAAACAAAGCAAGCUUUUUUAACCAAGGCAUGGGAGUAGCCACUGGAAUGAUGUACACCUCAAGGAUCGCAGCCUACAAAGUAUGUUGGCCCUUGGGAUGUGCAAAUGCCGAUAUUCUCGCAGCCAUGGACAGCGCCGUGGCCGAUGGAGUCGAUGUUCUAUCGCUCUCUUUGGGCGGUGGUGCUGGUUCUUUUUACAGAGAUAACAUUGCCAUAGCCGCAUUUGGUGCUAUUCAAAAUGGAGUUUUUGUUUCAUGUUCAGCUGGUAAUUCUGGCCCGUUUAUCUCAACUGUUGGUAAUGCAGCCCCAUGGAUCAUGACAGUUGCUGCUAGCUACACAGACAGAACUUUCCCAACCACUGUAAAGCUUGGAAAUGGACAAGUUUUUGAAGGCUCUUCUUUGUAUUAUGGCAAGAACAUAAAUUAUCUCCCACUUGUCUAUAACAAUACUGCUGGUGAUGGACAAGAAACAAAUUUUUGCACUGCUGGUUCACUUGAUCCAACAAUGGUGAAGGGAAAAAUUGUGUUGUGUGAAAGAGGAUCAAACUCAAGAACUGAUAAAGGAGAGCAAGUGAAACUAGCAGGAGGAGCUGGGAUGAUUCUAAUCAACACACAAUUUGAAGGCGAAGAGCUUUUUGCUGACCCUCAUGUUUUGCCAGCCACUACUCUUGGAGCUUCAGCUGGCAAAGCCAUCUUAGACUAUAUAGCUUCCUCAAAAAGUCAAGCGAAAGCUUCGAUGGCAUUUGAAGGGACUAAAUACGGUAGCAGAGCGCCUAGAGUGGCUGCAUUUUCUUCUCGAGGGCCAAGCUUUGUUGGACCGGAUGUGAUGAAGCCAGACGUAACUGCACCUGGUGUUAAUAUAUUAGCCGCUUGGCCACCGAUUGUGAGCCCAAGUGAACUCGAUUCUGAUAAAAGAAGAGUAUUGUUCAAUAUCAUUUCAGGAACUUCUAUGUCUUGCCCUCAUGUUAGCGGUUUAGCUGCAUUGCUUAAGUCGGCUCACAAAGAUUGGUCGCCUGCUGCGAUUAAAUCCGCGCUAAUGACUACAGCUUAUGUUACUGACAACAAAAUGAAUCUCGUGUCCGACGUCGGACAUCCUAGUGGUGGACCUGCAGACCCUUUUGCCUUCGGCUCUGGCCAUGUCGAUCCCGAGAAAGCUUCCGACCCAGGGCUCGUCUACGAUAUCACACCCCAAGACUACAUAAACUACCUGUGUAGCUUGAAGUAUAACUCAACACAAAUUGCUUUAGUUUCAAGAGGGAAUUUCACAUGUUCAUCAAAAAGAACAUUGCUUCAGCCACGAGAUUUGAACUACCCUUCUUUCUCUGUGUUCAUGAAGAAGAAGGCCAAAAAUGUUUCCAUUACAUCCAAGAGAACAGUGACAAAUGUUGGUAUCCCAAGAAGUGAUUACACUGUUAAAAUCAACAAUCCAAAAGGAAUAAGAAUUACUGUGAAGCCUGAGAAGUUGAGUUUUGGGAGCUUGGGAGAGAAGUUGAGUUUCCAAGUGAGUUUUGUUGCAUUGGGAGGAAAAGAAGCUUUGAGUAAGUUUUCAUUUGGAGAUCUUGUUUGGCUCUCAGGAAAAUAUGCUGUUAGAAGUCCUAUCGCGGUAACUUGGCAAUAGAGAGGACGAUGAUGUGGCUGCACUUUGGAGUAUUUCAUUUCAGCUUAUAUAUUUUGCCAAGACCUAAGUUUUAACUAAUUUAUAAGCCUUAAAACCUUGGAAGUUUUAAUGUCAUUCCAUGAAAUGUUCACAUACUAUGUAAUAACGUUAUGCUUGAUAAAUUACUAAAAUGGUAUCUUAUUUUCAGUUAUUAAUGAUAGAUUACUAUGAAA
Benincasa hispida (wax gourd) is the source of this 2673-nucleotide messenger RNA. Its product is annotated as subtilisin-like protease SBT1.1. Gene Ontology annotation, biological process: proteolysis. NCBI's taxonomy places the organism in Eukaryota, Viridiplantae, Streptophyta, Magnoliopsida, Cucurbitales, Cucurbitaceae. Gene Ontology annotation, molecular function: serine-type endopeptidase activity. The record is from RefSeq and is a predicted model, not a curated record.